Trichomonas vaginalis G3 is the source of this 942-nucleotide messenger RNA. Its product is annotated as phosphatidylinositol-3,5-bisphosphate binding. Gene Ontology annotation, biological process: nucleophagy; protein localization to phagophore assembly site; autophagy of mitochondrion. Gene Ontology annotation, molecular function: phosphatidylinositol-3,5-bisphosphate binding; phosphatidylinositol-3-phosphate binding; protein binding. Lineage: Eukaryota; Parabasalia; Trichomonadida; Trichomonadidae. The transcript has a single exon. The record is from RefSeq and is a predicted model, not a curated record. Gene Ontology annotation, cellular component: phagophore assembly site membrane; extrinsic component of membrane; cytosol. Bases 1 to 942 code for a protein of 313 amino acids.
AUGAGCGGGGCUACGAUUAACCACAUUACGUUUACUAAUGAUGGUAAGACAAUGUGCGUUAGCUACUCAAAUGGCUUUGGAGUAUACAACACUCUCCCAUUUGAAGAGAAAUUCAGGCAAAUAGAAAACAGACAAAUAUCACAUGCAAUUACAAUGACAGGAAUCAACAAAGUAGUUUACUCCGGUGUUGAAGGACAGAGAUCCUUUAGUGAUAAAUCAGUUUGUGUCUUUGAUUGCUCAAUUCACAGACCAUUAACGCAAAUUGACUGUCCAGAAACAAUCAAAGGUCUAUAUAUGCUACCUAAAAUGUUCGCAAUUGCCUUAAAGAAUGAAAUUCGCGUUUACAAUUUCGAACCUGCUGGUCUAUAUACUCAAUUACGUUGUGUUCCAAACGAAAAUGCCCCAUGCGACUUUGUUAUCAUCGAUAACAGCUAUGUCAUCGCAAUGUGUGGCCGUCAAACAGGUGCACUUCGUAUUGUUUCUGUCGAAGCAAGCGGCUCAUUAGAUAAAUCGAUUCCUGCUCACAACCAUGCAAUGACUCACAUCAAAUUUAACAUUGAUGGAUCUAUGAUUGCAACAUCCAGUGAAGUAGGUACAAUUAUACGUGUUUUCAAUUCAAAAACAGGAGAUAAAAUUUGUGAAUUCAGACGUGGCUCUUUUUCAGCUACUAUCCAAUCCAUUGCAUUUUGCCAAACAGCAAAUAUCAUCGCUACUACAUCUACAAAGAACACUCUCCAUGUUUUUGCAAUCGAAGAUAAUUAUGAUGAAACAAAACGCUCUACUGCAACAUGGAAAGUUCCAGAUAGCCAACAUACAUCAAUCUCAUUUGCUGGCGAUAAUAAAAUUGUUGCAGCAAUCUCUGCAGGCUCUUUAUUCACUCUCCACUUUAAUGACGCACUGAACGAAAUAGCACUGGAUUCUUCUAACGAUUUCCUUGUAUAA